Messenger RNA from Aphanomyces invadans, 1092 nucleotides. RefSeq lists its product as hypothetical. The transcript has 3 exons. The record is from RefSeq and is a predicted model, not a curated record. NCBI's taxonomy places the organism in Eukaryota, Oomycota, Saprolegniomycetes, Saprolegniales, Verrucalvaceae. Bases 27 to 980 code for a protein of 317 amino acids.
UUUACGUCGGCACGACCACACUCGCGAUGGCAGGUCGUCGCUUGCUCCAGUCAGCGUUCCAUGCAGCCCUGCCACUUGCCGCACCUGGUGAGGUGUCGCGAUUCCUGACGGGCGCAAGCCUGGUCGUCGGAUGUGGCCUUGCGUGCGCCGUGGAGUUGUCAAAGUCGUCGUCGUCAUGCAGAGGGUGGGCGCGUGAUCCAUUGCCACAGCAAAGCAUCGUGGCGCUGUCUGCGCUGAUCAACGAGGCCGUGGACAUUCCUGGCAUGAACGAAGACGAGGAGAUGGAAAUUAUCCAGAGCGCUGUAGAACGCAUCGUGACCGAAAUGGAGAACUUCAUGCCGCAGUCGUACUGGGAUCGCAUCAUGCGCGCAGACAAGACGGUGCCGGACGCGCAGCGUGAACUCAUGCAGUCUCGGCUGAUUCAGCAUUUCCAACAGUCAUUGCACUUACCGUACUUGACCGAGUCCGACCAGCGGCUUAUUGUGCACGCAACGGUUGCGAUCGUGUCGGACGCCAUGGGCGACUCGAAGCUCGACGACAUCCUCGCGCAGGACGCGACGUCCGUUUCCUUGGCUGCCAUCUUCGUCCGGGAAGCCAUGGGAAUCGACAACGUUGACGCACUUCGACGAGAAGUGUCUGAAAUCAUUGACCUGCCGGUCCCGCUGCCCGAACCCGUCGUCAAGUGGGUAAUCGGGAAGGGCGUGUCGGCACUGGUCGGGAUCCUCAACGAAGCAGUGGAUGUGUCGCUCGCAGAGUGCUUUGGGAAAUCAGCGUCGCGCCAAGUGACGUCGACGGCGGAUUUUCAAGAGGUCUUGCGGGUGAAUGUCGUGGCGCUGCUCCAUCGCAGCAUGACCGUCUUUCUCCUGCCCGCCUUCGUCGAGGAAUUUUUCAUCUCGAAGGUUGUUGAGACGUAUUUCAAAUUCUGCGUGACCACCAGCCGCAUCGACACCGCCGUCGCGAUGCUGCUCAAGGCGAAAUGAACGAAGUAUCAAUUUUAUAACGUCGUGGCGGUGAAUAGCAGUGUCAUUCUCCGAAAAACCAGUGUCACUUUAUGCAAAAAGGUGUUCUUUUUUCGAAGAAAAUGGAGUGUCA